Messenger RNA from Musa acuminata subsp. malaccensis (wild Malaysian banana), 901 nucleotides. Lineage: Eukaryota; Viridiplantae; Streptophyta; Magnoliopsida; Zingiberales; Musaceae. The record is from RefSeq and is a predicted model, not a curated record.
AAGGAUAUCGUGUUAGAUUAAACGAAAUCCAAGCAAGUAGGCAACCAACGAGGCAAGGAGUCAGUACAGUAAGCAAGAAAUGGUUUAUAGAAAUCUCUGUUUCUCUCUCUCGCCAAUGCUCACUGCAGGACUGCUUCCCAAGCAUGAAAAGAACUCCUACCUCUGCCGCCUCACUUGACAUCCCCUUCUCUCUUUCUCUCUCUCUGAAUCUGUGAUCGGUCCGAAGAGCUCGACAAUGGGCGUUCUGCGGCACCGGCGCCGCCGUCUCUCCGCUGCCAUCGCCUUCUUCGUCCUUGCCGUAGCUCUCGGUGAGAGUACUGAGGAGUACAUUGGUAGGAAUUGCUCAGGAAGUGGGAGACACAGGGCUGAGGCCUUCGGAAAGAGAGAACUGGGUAGCUCGGAGGCGACUAGCCGGCCCUGGGUCGUCGCCGCCUACCUGCUGGGCUCGCUGCGGCCGGUGCUUCCCCUGCCGGCCGGUUCACGUGGCGAUCCAGCCGGGCCGAAGCGUUCCGCUCGAGUACUACCCGGAGGCAUGGCGAUGCAAGUGCGGCAGCAAGCUCUUCAUGCCAUGAGAACCGAGGAGGAACGAAAACACAGAUUGCUGAGGGUAAACGCCACGGGCGAUGCGUUCUUGUAUCAUUUGCACAAUUCUUAGAUACGCCUGCAAUAUGAAUUGGUUCAGCUUCGUCUUCGUUGUCGUCAUCAACUCUUUCUCGUAAAUGAUAGUCAAAAGUCGAAUUCGAGGAAGCAAUCGAGGAGAUUCUAUUCGACUAGACCGCGAAAUGUAGCCGUGAAAUAGCAAUUAAAUAGGCCUUGUUAUCUUUAGCAUAUUAUAGAUGUCUUCUCCGCAACAAACGGCGUCCACAGCUCCUCAUCUCCAUUGAUUUCGUUACUCUAUAAC